UAGUUUUAAGUUCUUUGAAUAUUGCAGUGUCAUUUGUAUUUUUCUUUCCUUUCUCUUCUCGUUCUUUCCUAUCUCAUUCUAUAUAAACGGCUAAACGCUUUAGGAAUUAGGACUACUCUAACCUAAAUUCAUUGCGACUAUCGAAAUCUUCAUACAGAAAAGUGAUAAUGGACGGAGAAUUGCGAUACUUUGAGUUAAAUACAGGAGCCAAAAUCCCUUCGAUUGGCCUCGGCACUUACAAAACUCCUGCUCAUAUUGUUGCUGCUGCCGUCAAGCUAGGGUACCGACACAUUGAUUGUGCUCAUAUCUAUGGAAACGAAAAGCAGAUUGGAGCUGUUUUAAAGGAGCUGUUUGAAGAAGGAGUAGUGAAGCGAGAGGACUUAUUCAUCACUUCUAAACUCUGGAAUUCUGAUCAUGAGCCAGAAGAUGUGCCAAAGGCACUAAAUAAUACUUUGAAUGAUCUUCAGCUUGGGUACUUGGACUUGUAUCUUGUUCAUUGGCCAGUAAAGGAGAAAAAGGGACUCAGUGGUAUUGAGAAAUUCCUUCCAGCAGACAUACCUGGCACAUGGAAAGCAAUGGAGGCUCUAUAUGAUUCAGGGAAGGUUCGAGCCAUUGGAGUUAGUAAUUUCUCCGCAAAAAAACUUGAUAGCCUUCUGAAAGUUGCUCGCGUCACUCCUGCUGUAAACCAAGUAGAAUGUCACCCUAUGUGGCAACAACCCGGACUGCAUGAAUAUUGUAAAUUAAAGGGCAUACACCUAUCUGCAUAUUCACCAUUGGGUUCUCAAUCUUCCGAAGCGAACAGUAAAGGGGUUCUGCUUAAUCCAAUUCUGAAUAAAGUCGCAGAGGAACUGGGAAAAUCUCCUGCACAGGUAGCCCUUCGUUGGGGACUUCAACAGGGCCAUAGUGUCUUACCGAAAACCUCUAAUGAAGAAAGGUUGAAGAACAAUUUGGACAUUUUUAACUGGUUCAUUCCCGAAAAUCUACUCUGCAAAUUUUCUGAAAUUUCUCAGGAAAAGUUUGUUAAAGCUCCAGAUUUUGUGCAUGAAGCAUCUGCUGGCUACAAAACUCUUGAAGAACUUUGGGAUGAGCAAGUUUGAGAUGGAAAGUGUGUAUGAUGAUGUGGGAGUCAUUAUGAGCUUCAGAUGAGCCGCUCGACCAAAGUCAUGGUGUGUUCGAUCGAGCCUGUUGGCUUGACCAGAUUAGUAAGCAUUCUGAUCUGCUGCUCGACUGAAAACCAAGUCGCUCGACCAAGGGGUAUUUCGCUCGACCGGUCGAGCGAGGGUCAAGAACACAUUCUGUUUUCUUGCGCGAUAAGUUUUAUGGGAAUGUUUUAAUGUGGGUCUUUGCCCAAUCAUUUGUAUACGGCUUCUACUAUAAAUAGGAGUCUCAUAUACUCACUGUAUGGUAUUUAAACCCUAGUUAAACACAAACCUAUCUUCUUUAUCUUCUUCAA
Messenger RNA from Amaranthus tricolor (Joseph's coat), 1453 nucleotides. RefSeq names its product NADPH-dependent aldo-keto reductase, chloroplastic-like. The record is from RefSeq and is a predicted model, not a curated record. The transcript has 8 exons. Gene Ontology annotation, molecular function: aldose reductase (NADPH) activity. The coding region runs from base 168 to 1097 and encodes 309 amino acids. NCBI's taxonomy places the organism in Eukaryota, Viridiplantae, Streptophyta, Magnoliopsida, Caryophyllales, Amaranthaceae. Gene Ontology annotation, cellular component: cytosol.